Messenger RNA from Schizophyllum commune H4-8, 2411 nucleotides. RefSeq lists its product as uncharacterized. The coding region runs from base 1 to 2316 and encodes 771 amino acids. The record is from RefSeq and is a predicted model, not a curated record. The transcript has 9 exons. Lineage: Eukaryota; Fungi; Basidiomycota; Agaricomycetes; Agaricales; Schizophyllaceae.
AUGUCCUUCCCCGACACCGGCUCGUACUACACUUUUCACCUAGACCCAAUCGCUUCCCUGCAGGAUAUCGAGGACGAGGAAGUCGCCAAGGCCGCCCGGGCACUAUCACCGCAAGUAUAUGUGGCGUGCACGUUAGAGGCAUUCGGCGUCCCCCGGGCCCCGCCAGCAUAUGAAGCGGCGCACAUCAGUCUCGUUCAGCAAGGACUACCGGUUGACAGCCCGGAGGAAUUUCUCGAAUCACGAAUAAAGGUCUCCGACGUUCCUUACUGGCAGAUCAAGGCUGCUCAAAGGGCCGAGCGUCAAGCGAACCGUCCUGACGAAAACCCUGUCGAGGAACCACACAAGAAUGACGAUGCUGCGAGCGAUUACUCUGGCGCCAGUUGUCACUCAGGCGGCGGGGGCCACGACAGUGCUCUUUCUGCUUCGUCCGAGUCCCAUUCCGGGACUGAUACGCAGGGCGACGCUGCGAUGGACGCGCCUCAAGCCGACGACGACAUUGCGGAUGCCGAGGACGACAUCCUUGCUGCCAUCAACUAUCAGUCGGAGCUGCGCGAUGUAUCGCCGGUCAUUAUACCGCUCUCAUACGAUCUAAGUUCUUUGGAUGCCCCUCCCUCUCCAGCUGGGUUCCUGGAAGAGCUAAAAGCCAUCAACAGGAUCCGAUCGGAAUACGAGGAACGUGUGAGGCGGUUGAAAGAUGAGAUUCGACGCCGCGACGAUGAAUACAUGGCCGGAAUCGAGGCGCGUCGUACCGCUGAGGAGGCGCAAAGCACCUCUCCAGCUCCGGCACAGUCCAGAUGGCUGUCUGUCGCAAGUUUCGUGCCACUCACGAACAAGCUGAAGGCCCACUUGGACAGUGACAGACUUGAGGUCAAUGGGUCGGCCCGGAAAGUGAGCGGCCAGCCCGGAUCGGAUCUUGCCGAUAUUCGUCGAUACCUUGUCGAUACCAUUUUGUCCAUCCCCUUGUCUUUCUCCGCUCAAUUGUUCUCCGGUCCCACUGUAACCAUGUCCUUCCCCGACAACGGCUCAUACUCCAUCUUUCGACUCGACCCGAUAGCCUCCCUUCAGGACAUCAUACACGACGAGGAUGUAAUGAGGGCAGCUCACAGUAUUCCUUGCAAUGAAUAUGUGGCCUGCAUGACGAUUCCCAUUGGUGCUCCACAUCCACCGCCUGCGUAUACUGUGGCAUACAUCGACCUGGUCCAGCAAGGACUCCCGAGUGACGACCCCGAGCAAUUCCUUGAGUCUCGGAUGUGCGUGCCCAUACGGCCCAACGCGCACCAUCCAGAUGAUCGUCGACCUGUUCGUUGCUGCAAUCCCCUGCCAUGGGACGACUGCUACCACGUCGCGGCGCAUCGCACACACGUGCGGGUCCAGUCCGACAUUCGCGACGUCGACCCGCCUCAUUCACUGAGCCCCUCGGAGUGCUUGGUGCUCCAUCUGGCUUUGAAAGACGAUCAAGAGCGACAAUACCAGCUAUGCACAUGCGCGGCCACUGGAUCUGCACCUCCUGCGGCUAGUGUUAGCAGCCUCACGCAAGCUGCUAUCAGGAAUGCGGACAGAAAAUCAACGGACGUGCCCUUCUGGCAGCAAAUGCGUGCUGAGAAGGCGGCCCGGGCAGGGCAGUCAACUUGGACUUUGCCUAACGAGGCGAUGGACCGCUAUUUGCAUGGUUUCGACGAUACUUCCUCCGAAGAGACCUCCAGCGAUUACAGCCGAACCAGCGGCAACGACUCAGGUCUCGACAGCAGCGCUUCUGACACCAUCUAUGCUGAUGUGGUUGACAACGGCGGCGUGAAGCCUGCUGAACGGUCAGAGGCAAUUGCCAGUGAUGGAUUAGACGCACAAGAUUUGGCUCUUGAUGUCCUUAGGCAUCGUCCCGACCUUGGGGACCUUUCGCCAAUCAUCGUACCCAUUUCGUACGACAUUGGGACCCUCGACGCCCCGCCGUCGCCUGCCGGAUUUUUGGAAGAGCUGGACGCGAUGAAGAGAAUACGCGCAGACUACGAGGCCAGGGUGCAGCGCCUCAAAGCAGAUUUCCUGCGUCGCGACCGCGAAAACAUGGCGAAUGCAAUGGAGGCGCGUCCAAUUGAACCCGGCAUCAGCGCGCCACUACCGAGAGAACCCGUGAGGCGGUCGCGAAGUGUCCGUGACAAGAUGUCCUUGAGAGGCAAGAUCCAUAAGCGGACGUCCGGGACUCGUUCAGUACUUGUGCGGCACGAAUAUGCCUCACUUACAAGGAAGAGAUUAUCCAAGAUCAGGCCGCGUAAGCUGAGGGUGCUGAAGUCCUCAUCGGCGUGGAAGCGCUGGAAGUCGUAAGCGCUGUGAUACAGCUGCACAUCCAGCUGGCCUAGGUGUGUAUUGAGCUCCGAGAGCCGCAACGUGGUAAGGCUUCACCGAAUGUACGAGGAAAA